Messenger RNA from Mesorhabditis spiculigera, 906 nucleotides. The record is from the annotation of a GenBank genome assembly. NCBI's taxonomy places the organism in Eukaryota, Metazoa, Nematoda, Chromadorea, Rhabditida, Rhabditidae.
AUGGAAUAUCUCCACGAAUUUCAACGUCGUGGCGCUGAAUUUUGGAAGGACUUGAACACGUUCGAGCUCUACCAAAAUGGGUCUGUAGACCACGGAAUACAUUCAGGCUAUAAAUAUUCAUGGGCCCUACCCUUCGAAAAACUCGAAAAUCCGGAGCAUGUAACGAGACUCCUGCAACAAUACUGGCAUUGGACAAUUUACAUUUCGGUGGUCUACUUCAUCUUGAUCAAGGGGAUUCAAUACUUACUCACCAACCGCAAGCCGUUUGACCUAAAAAUCCCGCUCGUACUAUGGAAUGGAGCACUGGCCGUGUUCAGCAUCGCCGGAUUUCUCCGUUUUGGAGAGGACCUCUUUGACACGAUGAAAACUCGUCCAGCCUACGAAUGGGUUUGUUAUUCGUGCCACCCAAAGGACGUAGCGGCAUUCUGGAGUCUUAUGUUCGCGCUGUCCAAGCUUGUUGAACUGGGAGAUACGCUAUUUAUCGUGUUACGAAAGAAGCCGCUGAUCUUCCUCCACUACUACCACCACGUAGCCGUGCUGAUCUACACUUUCCAUUCGGGGGCUGAACACACGGCAGCAGGGCGAGCCUUUAUCACGAUGAAUUAUUUUGCGCAUUCGGUAAUGUAUACUUAUUAUACCAUUACGGCAUCUGGAAUCCGUGUCCCAAGACCUAUCGCAAAAUCCGUGACUAUCGUUCAAACCACCCAAAUGCUGGCUGGAGUUGCUGUGUCCUGUUUUGUCCUCUGGGUCAAGGAUAACACGAAUUGGCCCUGCCAACAAUCCCGUGCCAACCUCGGACUCGCUUUCCUGAUCUACACGACAUUCCUCGUUCUGUUCCUCCAUUUCUACUGGAGAGCCUACCACAGCCGACCAGCUGCCAAAUCCACUCAACGACCAAAGAAGGAU